AUGGACAACGAGGUAAAGGAUGACAUAUUAAGAGAUGUGGACGAGUUUCUCGACCAAGAUAUGCAAGACUGGUACGCAGAACGGGGCAUUCCCUACAAACGAGGCUACCUUCUUUUUGGACCCCCUGGAACCGGAAAAUCCAGCUUCAGUCUAUCACUCGCAGGGAAACACGAACUGGAUAUUUAUACGCUUCAACUGUCGAAUAUUUCAGACACCACGUUAAUGAGGCUUUUUGCUGAGCUUCCGCCGCGUUGUAUUGUUCUCUUGGAGGACGUGGAUACCAGUGGGGUAGGGCGCCGGGACAGCGUCGACAUAGACCAAGAAAACGAGUCAAAGUCAACAGUCACCCUAUCCGGACUUUUGAAUGUGCUUGAUGGUGUCUCAUCUCAAGAGGGCCGGAUACUCAUCAUGACCACGAAUCAUAUCGAACAUCUAGACGAAGCACUGAUUCGGCCAGGCCGUUCAGACAAGAAAGUUCAUUUCAAACUUGCCGAUCAGAACAUUUCGACUCAGCUCUUCCACACGGUUUUCAAGCAGUUGCCGAACCAAAAGCAAUACAACUCGGAAUAUGACGACGAGACGAUCGAGAGGCUUGCUCGUGACUUUGCGAGCAAAUUGCCAGAGCAAGUAUUUAGCCCGGCAGAAGUUCUAUCAUUUCUUUUGGAGCGCAAGAAGUCGCCCUAUGAUGCUGUUUCUGGUGUGGAGAGCUGGGUGGCAAAAGCAAAGUAUUGA
Molecule: messenger RNA, 732 nt
Organism: Aspergillus viridinutans
Lineage: Eukaryota; Fungi; Ascomycota; Eurotiomycetes; Eurotiales; Aspergillaceae
Exons: 1
Coding region: 1-732 (243 amino acids)
Biological process (GO): mitochondrial respiratory chain complex III assembly; protein insertion into mitochondrial inner membrane from matrix
Cellular component (GO): mitochondrial inner membrane
Molecular function (GO): ATP binding; ATP hydrolysis activity
Source: RefSeq, a predicted model, not a curated record